AUGUCCCUCUCCAAUCCCACAUUGGAAGACAUCAUGUCACAUGCAGUCGACUCUCUUAGCCUCCACUUACCCCCUUCUGUGACAGCUAAUACUUUCCCCCACCUCACGGCUCUUAUCGACUCCGAGUCCACCCUCGCCGGUUACCAACUUGGCGUCAAUUGUUUCCUCACGUUCUGUGCCAAUAAUAGCAUUCCCCUCAAGUUCACCCUCCCAGCCAAUGAAUUCUUACUCUGCACCUUCGCAGCAUUCGAAGCUGGCUCACGUUCUGGCGGCACCAUCUCCAACGACCUAUCUGGAAUUCGGGCCUGGCAUAUACUCAAUGGUGUGCCAUAUCAAGGCAGUCUCCGCCUGUCAUAUACCAUUCAUGGUGCUCAUCGUGCGACCCCCACUGACUCCAAAAGGCCAGCUCGUCCACCCAUCACCAUCGAUAUGCUCACUCUUCUCCACAUCCACCUCGCCCCCACAGACCCUCUUGAUGCUGUUUGCCUCAUGGUUGCUGAUUGCACGACAUGGGGCCAAGCUCGGCUUGGGGAAUUUCUGCCCUUGUCACAUGCCAAAUUCUCACCUCAGUACUACAUCUCUGUAUCUGGCCAAUCCCGCAUGCUAUUUCUCCCAUGGUCGAAAAUGGCAUGUGAACAAGGAGAGGAUUUGUUCCUCGGUCACCAACACGCACUGUGUGAUCCCAUAGCCUCGCUGGAGAACCAUCUCUCCAUCAAUCAUCUUCUUCCAACCUCCCACCUCUUUGCAUACCGUUCACUGACUGGUUCACUACACCCCCUCACUAAGUGCAAGUUCCUUUCUCACUGCAAUGAUGUCUGGUCUCAAAACGGCUACCCAUCUAUCUCUGGCCAUUCAUUUCACAUUGGCGGCACCACAGAGCUUUUGCUCCGUGGCAUACCCCCCCCACAUAAUGCAUUCCUGCGUUAUUGGUGUUGCCUCAAGCAGCUUGCCCCUCUGCAUGCUGAAAUGAUAAGCCCUCGAAUCUCAUCUUCCUCAUGA
This is a messenger RNA of Suillus clintonianus, 999 nucleotides long. RefSeq lists its product as uncharacterized. NCBI's taxonomy places the organism in Eukaryota, Fungi, Basidiomycota, Agaricomycetes, Boletales, Suillaceae. The coding region runs from base 1 to 999 and encodes 332 amino acids. The transcript has 4 exons. The record is from RefSeq and is a predicted model, not a curated record.